Molecule: messenger RNA, 1849 nt
Organism: Puntigrus tetrazona (Sumatra barb)
Lineage: Eukaryota; Metazoa; Chordata; Actinopteri; Cypriniformes; Cyprinidae
Product: gastrula zinc finger protein XlCGF8.2DB-like
Exons: 3
Coding region: 73-1236 (387 amino acids)
Biological process (GO): regulation of DNA-templated transcription
Molecular function (GO): DNA-binding transcription factor activity, RNA polymerase II-specific; RNA polymerase II cis-regulatory region sequence-specific DNA binding
Source: RefSeq, a predicted model, not a curated record
GUGAUGUCAUAAGGCUGCGCCGCGCUCCAGCGUCUGGUAUUUGGCUGAACAACGAAGUAAAACCCAACUAAGAUGGCGUUUAUUAAACCAGAGAGUGAAGACCUGAAGAUUGAUGAAACAUUCAGAGUCAAACCUGAAGAUGCUGAGGAACAAACCGAUCUAACGGCACUGAAAGAGGAAAAAGUAGUAGUUAACGAAAACGAAGAGGAAGAUCAAUAUGAGAAUCUUCAUGGUUUCCUAACUGGAGAAAAACCUUGCUCUCCGACUGAAAAGACGUCCACACGAGAAAGAGCUCAAGAGACAAAAAAUAGUUUUACUCGCUUUCAGUUUGAAAAGAGUUUCAAUCAACAAAACUCUAGAGACCACAUGCAGAUUCACUCUGGAAAGAAGACCUUCACCUGCGAACAGUGUGGGAAAAGCUUCAGUCAAAAAGGAAAUUUUAACAAGCACAUGAGAGUUCACACCGGAGAGAAACCUUACUCGUGCCCUCAGUGCGGACACCGUUUUGCUCAAAAAGUGCACCUUACUGCUCACACGAGACUUCACACCGGAGAGAACCUUUACACGUGCCCUCAGUGCGGAAAGAGUUACGCUCAACAAGGAAACCUUAAAGUCCACAUGAGAAUUCACACGGGAGAGAGCCCUUUUCCCUGCCAACACUGUGACAAAAGUUUCACUCGUAAAGAAAGUCUUGAGAGGCACCUAAGAAUUCACACUGGAGAAAAACCCUUCGUAUGCCCUCAGUGUGGAAAAGGUUUCACGCUAAAAGAGAACUUUAGCAGGCACUUGAGAACUCACACCGGAGAGAAGCCCUACACGUGCCAACACUGCGGAGAGAGUUUUUCUCAACCAGGAAACCUUAAUAUUCACACGAGAACUCACACCGGAGAGAAUCCGUACAUAUGUUCUCAGUGUGGAAAAGGUUUCCGUCAACACGGAAACCUGAUGGUCCACAUGAAAAUACACAACGGUGAGAAACCCUUUUCCUGCCAGCUCUGUGGAAAACGCUUUACUCGUAAAGUGUGUCUUAAAAGGCACAUGAGAAUUCACGCCGGCGAAAAGCCUUACACGUGCCCUCAGUGUGGAAAAAGUUUCAGUCAGCAUGGAAACCUAACGGUCCACAUGAGAAUACACAACGGAGAGAGCCCCUUAGUGUGCCAGCGCUGUGGACAAAGUUUCAAUCAUAAAAUAAGCCUUAACAGGCACAUGAGGACUCAUACUUUAGAAAAGCCUUAAAAGUGUGGAGUUUUGCUCUGCUUGGAAACCUUGAAGUCCACAUGAGAAUUGACGUCGGAGAAAACCCUUUCACCUGCCAACGUUGUAAAAGGGCACCUGAAGUAACGCAUGACAAUUCUCUCUUUUUCAAUGUCAUCAGUGUGGAUUUUUUCAAUGUUGGAAACUCCAUAUGGUAACAGAAUAAGCACACUGGUGUCUUUUGUAGAACUUUUAUUUAUUUAUUUUUGAUAAACAUUGAAUGUCUUGGUUAUGUAUGUAACCCUUGUUCUCUGAAGAAGUGAACGGAGAUUCAACGUCGGAUGGGCGACGAAUUGGGAUCUCGCUUCGAGAGACCAAUUUGUUGGUCAUCCAACGUGACUCGGAGCGACCGACUGAAAGGGAACGUCUCUGUUACAUAUGUAACCCUCGUUCCCUAAAGAAGGGAACAGAGACGUCACAUUGGAUGACCGACGAAUUGGUUUCUUGAAGUGAGAUCCCAAUUUGUCGGCCAUCCAACGUGACUCGGAGUGACCGACUGAAAAGGAACAAUAUACCAUCCAUGUUUCAUACCAUGUAUUGUUAUCAGUGUUGGACAAGUUACCCUGAAAAUAUAAUUAAAUUAUUGAUUACUCCU